CGCGGCGGCACCCUCUCUGCCUCUGCCAAUGCGAUUGGCCGACUGCCGCCCUUUGGCCUGGAGGCUGUUUGAAGAUGUGAUUGCAGUGCCUGAGGUGUAGAAUGCUCACUGGGCUUGGGGCUGCCUUCCAUCUGGUGAGUGAGGAUGAGAGAGUUGAGCAUUCGAGGACAGGAGGACGGGCUGUUUUGAGAGUUACAUGGUCUGCGAUCCGAACAUGAAGAAGGUUGGUCUACCGGCGAUGGCGAUGCAGGGGAGAUCCGGUCCUUUAGCUCCCAUGAAUGGACGGUUGGAGGCCGGUGAUCAAGGGGGCCCCUCGUCAGAGGCACAAAGGCGUGUCUUCAAGUCCGGACCGCUGACGCCCAUGUUGCCGAAAACCUACACGGAGAACCCUAGGGGUGUGUCAUAUGCAGAGUUUCACGACCGGCCACCGCCGGCCCACGCAGGAAGGAAAGAAAUAAGGUUUGGAGGAGCCAGUGGAAGCGGAGCAAGUGGGGCGGUCACCAUCGGCAGUGCUAUUGAGUCGCAGAGAUUUCGCGACACAGAUUCUCAAGUUUCAAUGUCUUCGGGCUCUCACUUUCAUCCUUCCCAUACUUCCCAUCCUUCCCAUCCUUCCCAUCCUUCCCAUUCGCACACGUACGCACACGGGCAUGCCCAGCCCAUCAAGAGUUGUCUGAAAGAUUCGUCCACGCACGGAAGCGAACGAACGACCAUGGGUUUGGGGAUGGAGAGCCCACAAUUAGGUCCAAUAGCUGUGCCUAUGUCCCCGUCAGUUGUUAGUAGCCAUGGGCUGACGUUCGACAGUGAUGGGCGGCAAAGGGAUGGGCCAGUGACUGGUGAAGAUGCUUCAGAGAGGGAGAGGGAGAGGGAGAGGGAGAGGGAUUGGAUGCUUGAUGGGGGAGGUGGACAUGGUGGGUUGUCGCCAGGAGAUUGGAACGAGGGGUGGUCGAGGUGGAAGGUAGGUGGUGGUGGGGAUUACAGCCUGAAUACAGGGGUUGGCCCUGGAAAUGGGUAUGUUCCGAGCAGAGCGCCCUUGCCGAGGCAUUCUGGGAGUUCGCAUAUUCCUCGAUCAGGGGUUCUUGGGCGUCGAUCAGUGGGGAUUUCCCCGUCUAACCACGUUGAAGAGGCCAGACGCGUGUCCGCCUUCUCGACGAUGGGAAAGGUAGGGAAAUCGGGAAUGAUCGGCAAGUCUGGCAUGAUUGGCAAGUCUGGGAUGGUUGGCAAGUCCGGAAUGGUCCCGAAGUCAGGGGCAGUCGGCAAAUCCGGGCUGUUGCUCGGCAAAUCGGGCAUCAUUGUUGGGAAGUCGGGCAUGGUGCGACCUGACGACAUCGAGGAAGAGAAAGAAGAGGACAGUGGAGAAAGCGACGCGGAAAGCGAAGACGAGUUGCCGGACGAUGUGGGGCUGUACUUGAAGUCGAGGAGCAAAAAGUGCUCGGGACGCCAACUUUCGCAAUGGAUCAUGCUCAUCACGUUGUGCUGCGCAUUAGGCCUGUUUCUUUUCAUCCCUCCCUUCAAAGGUUUGCGCGUCUUCCAUCUUCGCGUUUGGAAGCUUGUCGUGCUUGCGAUUGCCGUGAUGUGUGGCCCUCUGAUCUCACGCUGGAUCGUCCAGAUUCUCAUCGCGUUGAUUGGCAUGCAGUAUACGCUCAAGGAGAGAUUGUUGUACUUUGUAUGGGCAAUACGAAAGCCGGUCAGGAACACUUUGUGGGUGGCGUGCAUUCUGAGCACAUGGCUGGUCCUAUUUGAUUCCCGCAACUUCAAACAUCACCUGAGAGUUACGUUGGCAUUAGUGUGCAUCCUCGUGGCUCUUGGCAUGGUGUUGGUCAGGGUGCUGGUUGUGAAAUACGUUGCAAUUCACUUCUACGCGCAAGCGUUCUUCGAUCGAAUCCAGGAGACGAUCUUCGAUCAGCAUGUGCUGGAGAAUCUGUCUCUUCCGCUGCAGGACUUUGGGAUAGGCAACUGGGGGGGUCUGACGUCGGGGGACGAUGUGCCAGGGGUACCUGUUCACAAUGGGAACGAUUCUGACAGCGAUUACGAAGGCAACGGAGAGGCACCAGGAGGGCAAAAGAAAGUGGGUGCGAGUGUGGCCCGAGGCCAGGUAGGCGGCGGCGGCGGCGGGGGCUUAGACAUGGCAGGAGGACCAUUGGAACAGGUACCGCCGCCUCCUUCAGGCAUGGGAGGAGUCGAUUUGGUGCCGCCGCCAAAGCCUGCAGGCGAUUUCUCAGAAUCACUACAGCAGUCCAGGCCAGAACUUGUCACUGCUCCCAGCUUGGCAGGGUUUGUAACGGAGGUAGAGAAGGGGACAGCAGGGGAUAAUGCCUCUGGCAGUGGUGUCGGUGUCGGUGUGGGAGGAGGAGGCAUGUCAACCCCCCCAUCAGCAGCAGCAAGUGGAGGAGGAGGAGGAGGAGGAGGAGGAGGCGGAGGAGGAGGAGAAGCGGGCCAUCCUGAUGGGGGGAAGGGCGGAACAAUAAUCGCCAGGAGUGGGAGCUUGGUCAAGGACGUGCACGCAUCGUCGGGUGAUGGUGCUGGAACGGCAGCAGGAAUCGCAGAUGGACUGUUUGGAGAACUUCAAGGGGAUUUGAAGAAGGUGGCAGAUUCGGAAUCUGGCGUAUCCAGCCCAUUGUUCGGAGUAACGCAGAAAAAUGCGAUUGACGGGCGUUUCUGUGAUGAUAUGCUGAGUGAGUUUGUAGCUGUGGAGGUCGCGAAGAGUGCUGCGGAAAAGCCCAACUGCUGUGCUUCGGAGAAGAAUGGGAACAGCGGUGCGGUAAGUAGGCAGGUGUCCCUGAGGACCAUACAAGGGUCCUUGUUGCAGGCUGUCAGGUCCUUGCGGUGGGUAGGACAGGCGAUUUCCGUAAGGCGAAUCACUUCUCGAUCCUACUCGCGAAUGAAGGCAGACAGCCUGGGCGGUAGUGGUCGCAGGAGAAGAUCUAAAGACCCCGGGGAGCGAUCCAUGCGGAAGCGGCGUCUUCUGAGUCUGACAUCAGCUACUGUCUCUGCACGCGCAAUGGGAAAGCUGAUGAAAUUUAUCCAGCAGGAGAAGAUCUCGACGUACUCCACGCUGGUGGACAACUCUGUUCAGAAAGAUGGAGAGAUUCAGACCGAGGCGGAGGCCAAAGCGGCUGCGUAUCGCAUCUUCAACAACGUGUCCCGCGCGGGCAUGAACUACGUCGAAGAGGAGGACCUGUACUGGUUCCUUGAGGAGGAGGAUGCUCAGAAGGCCUUCCGGCGUUUCGAUGGCUGGGAGACAGGGAGGGUGACGAAGCGCGCGGUGAAGAAGUGGGUGCAGGAGGUGUUCAAGAAACGUCAGGCGCUCGCUGCAUCCAUCAACGAUACAUCCUCGGCGAUUAGCAAACUGGAUGGCCUCCUCACACCGGUCAUCUGGGGAGUCAUCGCGUUUAUUUGGCUUCGCAUAUGGGACGUCACUAGUGCGCCUGUCGUAGUCUUCUUCAUGUCGAUCAUAGCUUCCCUGAUCGUGGUCUUCGGCGCAACCGCACGGGCAACGCUGGAAGUCGUCAUGUUCCUCUUCGUCGUCCAUCCUUACGAUGUAGGAGAUCGUUGCACCAUCGACGGCGAAGAGCUGAUCGUUCACGAGAUCAAUAUCCAAAACACCAUCUUUUUGCGGUGGGACAACUUGAAAGUUUAUUAUCCAAAUGCACUUUUGAGAGAGAAGCCCAUCUUCAACUACUACCGAAGUCCUCACAUGUGGGAUAUCAUCCCUUUCGACAUUGCUGUGUCCACCCCUGUCGAAAAGGUCACCCGGUUGCGAGAGUGCAUAUCAAAGUACAUCGGGCGCACGCCGGAGCAUUUCCACCCCGACUUUUAUCUCAUGACCAGGGCCGUAGAGGAGCAUAAUAAGAUGACGAUGCAGCUGUGGGUUCAACAUGGAUUCAACUUCCAGGAGAUGGAAAAGCGGCUGCAGAGACGAAGCGACCUGAUCUUCCAACUGAAGAGCGACAUGGAUGAUCUGGGCAUUCACUACGCAUUGCUGCCGCAAGAGGUCCGGCUCGCACAGGGCGUGCCCGUGCUUGGUCACUCUCAGUAUAUCAAUCCUUUUGAGGGCUCUGGCGCUGGAGGUUCCAUGAGAUCGACCGAUUUCCGAUCGUUCGAACAUAGCCGUGGAACGCCCUACCACGGUUAAAACUAGUCACCAUGCCGCUUAAAACUAGUCACCCCAACCAGAAUAUAGAGUGUACCGUCAUUUUGCCUGCAUGUGGUCCAACUUCCAGUCUCCAUACAGCGAUUAUCACCAUACGUUCUAUUCGGGUGAAGACGGUAGUUACCCAACUUAACCCAACCCAACG
Molecule: messenger RNA, 4295 nt
Organism: Chara braunii
Lineage: Eukaryota; Viridiplantae; Streptophyta; Charophyceae; Charales; Characeae
Source: the annotation of a GenBank genome assembly